Molecule: messenger RNA, 975 nt
Organism: Suillus plorans
Lineage: Eukaryota; Fungi; Basidiomycota; Agaricomycetes; Boletales; Suillaceae
Exons: 1
Coding region: 1-975 (324 amino acids)
Source: RefSeq, a predicted model, not a curated record
AUGCCUCUGCAAUCCUUACCCACAUCUUUCCCUGCUUUUUGUCUAUCACACCACUCUAGCGCUCCGUUUAACGACCUUUACGAACCUUUCUUUCUAAAUAUCCUUAUAAUGCGCUUCCUUUCCCUCUAUAUCGUCUUUAUCUCGUUCUCACUCGCUCUCUUGCUUUCCGGGGGUGUCCAAGGCAUACCAGUCAGUGUCUCCAAUCCUAAUGCACCACCACGUCAUAGUGAGCUCCUUCCUGCGCAUCGUUUACCAAUAUCCUCUGACCACUUUUCCCAUAUAGCGGAGGUGCAUAGGCGCGACGGCCCAGACCUUAUCUCUGCCGUGCUUGGCAUCAUAUCGUCCCUUCUUGGCUCACUUAAUCUUCCAGUGGAAGCAGUGCAACCAGUACAGGACGCGAUUGGCCAUGUACAGAAUCUGACCGCUGGCCUGCCCCCCCUGUCAGCCUUACCAAUUCCAGCUUUGCCAAUUCCACGGAACGCAGUAGAAGCGGUCGGCGCCGACAGUUCUUUCUCUUCCUCGUCGACAGUUCAGGCAAACUCGAUUGCCUCCCCUUCUCAGGCGUCAAACGCCGUCGCCUCUGCGUUGGGUGCUCAUCAGCAGGCUGGUGUGCACACAGGUCCUGGACGCUACAUUCAUCGUCGUGAUACAACCUUAGCAUCUGCACCAUUGUCUUCAGGCUCGGCGCAUGCCUCAUUGACCAGCGCUUCUGGUUCAGUGCGUGCCCCCCUAGCUAGCGCCUCGGGCAAGCCUGCUCUUGCCGUGGUUCCUCCUCUCCCAGUAUUACUACCCAUCCCAAACCCUUCUCUCCCGGUAUCGGUGCCCGUCCCGAUUCCUUCUCUCCCAGUAUCGGUGCCUGUCCCGAUUCCUUCUCUCCCAGUCUCGCCACCCAUCUCCGUCCCGAUUACCGCCGCAUCCCCCGUGCCCCCCAAGACCUCUGGUACAACCAAAGGCAAGAGGACUCACAACAGGUAA